Prorocentrum cordatum is the source of this 1805-nucleotide messenger RNA. The record is from the annotation of a GenBank genome assembly. NCBI's taxonomy places the organism in Eukaryota, Dinophyceae, Prorocentrales, Prorocentraceae.
CUCAAGCAGGGUCGCCGCCGGCACCGCCCGCCGCCCCCUCCCGGGCCCCCAGAGGAGGGCGAUGUGGCAGGGCCCGCCCAGCAGCCUGAGGCCCGAGGCCCCCGCCGCCGCUGGCGGGAUGGCGCCUCCGGCCAGGCGUGCGGCGCCGCCGGCGCAGCGGAGGAGCGGGGGCAGUUCCAGCCCCGCGUCGUCGGGGGAGGACGCCCUCCAUGGAUAUCCUGCUGCGCAGGGGUGCCUGGCCUCGAUGGGCCUGCCCGCGGGCUGCGGGCGCGGCGGCGCCGCGCGCCACAGGCACACGUCCCCGCACAACUUCGACUGCUGCUCCGCGGCGCAGGCAGACCGCGACCUCGGUGACCACGUGGCCCAGGUCUCCUCGCCCUCGGGCCGGCGGCGCGGCCGUGGCCGCAGCCAAGGCAUUUCGAUGGAAGAGAUGCGCUGCCUGCUGACCGACCUCCACGCCCGCAUUCUUGCCGAGGUGCGCGAGGAGCUCCAGCGCGAGCUCCAGGGCGCGGCGCUUGCCGUGCGGGCGGGCGCCAGGGAGCUUCAGGGCGAGCUGGGCGGCGAGCUGGCGGCCGUGCGCGACGAGGUGCGGGCCCUGCGGUGGUGCACCAAGGACGACACGUGCAUGGGUGGCCUGUGGCAGUUGCGUGGCCGAAGACAGGCCCGCGGCGCCGCGGAAGCGCCCGCAAGCCCCGCCCGACCGGCGGGAGAUGCCCGCCAGGGCGACGCCAAGGAGCCUUGGGCGGCUGAGGCGGCGGCUCGGGAGUCAGGCCUCCGAGGGGCCGCCGUCUCCUGGCAGCCCUCGCAAGGCGCGGCCGGGGUGACCUGCAGCGGCGGCGGCGGCUGCCCGUCAGCGGCUCCCGCCGCGCCCCCCGCGGCGCCCUCUGCGACGCUGGCCGCUGCGCCAGCGGCGCCCGCGGCCGCGGCAGGCGCCGCCACGGAUAACCCUGCGCCGCCUGCGCCGCCCGCGCCGCGGAAGGCCGGACUCCUGGGGCCGACCGUGCGGAACUUCGAGCGGGCGCUGGAGGGCCGCGGUGCGGGGACCCCGCGCGAGGUCCGUCGUGCCCCGCUGCUGGACGGCCUCGAGGCAUACGCGAGCGCGCUGGACGCCAUGGGCGGCAAUAUGGGGGCCUACCUCGUGGCCAACACGAAGAAGCUCCGCGCCUCGAAGGCCGACCCUGGCGAGGGGGGCUACCGCGCGUGGGCGCUCAGCGAGCUGCCGGUUCACGAGAGGAACGGGUACAAGGGCUACGUGGACGACUCGGCCUGGAUGGCGAACCUCUGGGUCGGCCGCAUGCUCGAGUUCUUCGUGGAGCUCUUCGCGCAGCUCUCCGGCGGCGCCGAGACUGGCACCGCCGCGGAGGUGGCCUACAGGCAGACGCUGCAGAACCAUCACAGCUUCCUGCAGCGGGCCGCGUUCACGCAGGCUAUCAAGCAGCUGCCUGACCGGCGACACAUCCUCGCCCGGCUGAAGGGCGGCGCCGAGCUUUGCGACGCAGAGAGGGACAUCUCCGAGUUCGUGGCCCUUGGCCGGCCGAUCGCGGGCUUCUGCCUGCGGCUGAACGAGGAGCUGGACGCGCGGCUGCAGGCGGAGAGGCGCGCCUACGUGCGGAGGGGGCGCCGCGGUGAUCGCGCCUCGCGCGGCGCGGCCCCGGGCCAGGGGAGCCCGCACUCGGGAGCCCGCGGCCACCGGAGGGCGGCAGGCAGGCAGCCCAGGCAGGCGCCUCCCCCUGCGAGGACACGCCUCUCGAUCGGGGCUGUUGUGGGCGGCCGUGCGCCGCGUGAAGCUUAUCCCGAGUGAGCGA